CGCUCCAAGCAUUAAAGAAGACUGAGUAAAUAUGAGUAUUUAAAAAUGGGCUUUCUCCGCUGAACAUGUCUUCAUCCCUCGAGACGUCGAGUUGAAUAGUUGAACAACAUGGCCGAACAGGGGCUGCUGUUUAUAGAUAUUGAACCGAAGUCGAGCGGCUCCGCUCCGACUGAGAGACCCCUCUGGACUCGCAGCGACAAUCCCUUCAAGUUCAACUUCCUCCCUGACAACGCUCCAGCACUUCAGGAGAACCCCUCACCAGACAGGGCAGAGCCAGCACCGAGCCAGGUAUCCUUCACCGGAGGGGGCUCUGCUUUUGCCUUUGACUUCCAAAUCCCUGCUGUUACACCCGUACAAGACAUGGAGACAGAAGAGACCCCAGACGCAGGUUCUGCGGGAAGCCAGGGUGGCAUCCAGGAGGGAAAGCCUUCCUCGCUGCAGGAGGUUAACUCUCAAUCUGAGCUGCAAGCCAAAGCAAAGAAGAAGAAGAAGAAAUCUGGAAAGAAAAAAGUCUUAGAAAGCACAGAGGCACAACAGAAGCCAGCUGAAGGGAGUCAAGGAGCUGAAGACACAGAGCUGAGUGCAGAGGAGCAGCUGAACAGACAGCUGGACUGGUGCAUCGAGCAGCUGGAGCAGGGAAUGAGAUCCCCAAAAGGAACACCGAAACAGAAGGAGGAGGCCUCUCAUGCCCUGAAGACUCUGCGUAGCUCCAAAGCUCCCCUGGCCAAGAAGAGGCAGGUGAUGAGAGCCAUGACUGGAGAGUACAGGAAAAAAAUGGAUGAGGAGAAGAACAAGCAGUUCAAACUCAUUCAGAGUGAAAUUGCAUCAGCUCAGGUCAAAGUUGUGGCAGAUUCACCGAAGACGUCUGUUUUCCGCCAGAGGGCUAAAGACAAAACACAGACCCCCACCACAGAGGACGGCCCGCAGCCAACUGAAGCCCAGGACACAGACCGGACAGCACAGGCUCAGGAGGAGACGGCAGCUUUUGUCUUCACUCCCUCAAAGGAAGAGUUUCGCUUUGAUUUUCUUUGAUUUUUUUUUUUUAACCCUGAAGACGAACUUUUCACAACGUGUAAGCAGACUGUGACUGAACAGUCUGAUCGGAGCUGGACAUUCUUUGUGAAAGAAAAAUAUGGAGAUACUGGCAGAAAACUAAAUAUUACAAUCACAAAGUUAUUAAAAAAAAUCUCAUUGCUGCUCUGGUCUAAAUAAAUAAAUUUGUAUUUUUGUUUGCAUUGUUUUUAUUUAUCAGGAAUGUUUGAAGUUAUAACAAACUAUAUGUUAGACACAGUUCAUGAUAGUGUAACCUAAGGCUUGAUUCCUUAUUAAGCAAAUAUCAGCCAAUGCUUUCCUUGACAGAAAAAUGAGGAAAAAAAAAUGUAAAUAGUGUCGCUCCAUUAUGCAUCCUUUUGGUUUGUGACUCUCAAAAUAAAGUUAUGUGUACUUGA
Molecule: messenger RNA, 1448 nt
Organism: Hippoglossus stenolepis (Pacific halibut)
Lineage: Eukaryota; Metazoa; Chordata; Actinopteri; Pleuronectiformes; Pleuronectidae
Gene: c21h8orf33
Product: chromosome 21 C8orf33 homolog
Exons: 5
Coding region: 109-1032 (307 amino acids)
Source: RefSeq, a predicted model, not a curated record